CACCAAAACUCCUAACGCCUCUAAUUAUGGAGGGGGGUGGUGUUGUCGGACAAACGGCUGGUCGUGGAAGUUCUCUUCCAGAGGCCGCAUCUCCAAAAAGUAAUAGAUUGCUGGACUCGCCCAUACUUGUGGCCUGAAGCCUGAAAGGCCGCCCGCAGAGAGGGGGUUCGGCAGGUUGCUGUGGGAGAGCCUCUCCUCUAAUAAUGACUGAGACCCCCCAUUGUUUUGUGGGCCGCGUGGGUGGCUGUUGACGCCAGCCAGCGAUCACAAUUUUGCUGCCUCCACACUCUUCCGUUGACAAGCGGCCGCUCCUCUGCCUCUCUCAUUCUCUCUUUCCUCGUCAGGGGAGAUCGCGCCAGGACUGUUGCCUUUUUGCAGCGUUUUUACAUUGACACAUCUUCGCGGAUGCGAGCUUUAUAAUCCGACUCAAUUUUUGUUUCCUUGCCUUGCUCUUCUUCGUCGUCCCUUCCCCCCUCCCUCUCUAUUUUCUGCAACUUCUUCAGCAGAAGUUGGCGCUUCUUCUUUGGCGAUAAGACUGUUCCGGUCCAUCUGUUGACUGCAGAUCUGCGAGGCAAUGGAUGGACGGAAAGAUGGGAGAUCGCUAAUGCUUUUAUUUGGUUGCGUUCAUUACGUUUUGCUGUGUUGAUUCAGGCUUUGUGCUAUCCUGGACGCAGCCGUCUGCCUGUCCGUCUUGCACUUUAUUAGGUUGGCAUUCCUGCAAAACCUCCAAAAGGCUCGGAGAGGAGGAGGAGAAGGAGGAGAGGAGAUAGACAGCAUCGAAGGCGCAAGCCUCCCGCGAUCCAGGCGGCUUUCUAUUGAAAGUUGAAAUUCCGGAAUGUCGAUGCUGAAACUGAGCAGCGUGGAUUUAACUACUUGUUUUGCUCCCCUAUGCGAAUGGCAUCCCUUAGGAUAACAGCUCUCCAAGGGCUUGGCGUCCCCACCCGCCUUUUUCUUUCCGUAGGUCUGAGCAGGGGAACUUUAAAAAUUCAAGUGUCCCCGUGGACGGGGCUUUAGCUAAUUUGUCGUUUUGCGUAUUGGAUGUUCGGUGCACUGACCGCUAUUGCUGCAUUCUCGAAAUUGCUGGCUGAUUAUGUUAGACAAGGGUAUUACAUUAUCUAGUUUCAGAGCAUCCAUGCACAACCUGGAUAUGGGCUGCUGUGGUUGCCUAAGUUUCUUGAGGAAGCCGAGGAAGUCGCCCAAACGGUUGAAUGCUUCUAGUCGUGGUAGCCACUUAGACGUCGACUUGUUAUUGAAGGAUCACUUGGAUGAUGCAGAUGGUGGCACCUAUUAUGGUGAGAGAAAUGAAACGCGUGCUGGCACAUGUGCGUCACAUACAAGUUCUGAGAGAGUGGCACGUCAAUUUAGAGGUUACACUGGAGCUAUCUGUCGGGAGACUCCCGUAAAAGAGACCCAUCAUGUCAAUCGAUCAGAGGAUGAACAUGGUAACAAAAUGAUCAAUGAAUAUGUUCGGCAGCACAAGAUCGGUGCAGGAAGUUAUGCCAAAGUGGUGCUAUACAGAAGCAGUAAAGAUGGGAAGAACUAUGCAAUCAAGGCUUUUCACAAGUCCCACUUGUCCAAGCUUAGAGUAGCACCUUCGGAAACUGCUAUGAGUGAUGUUCUUAGGGAGGUUUCAAUCAUGAAAAUGUUGGAACAUCCCAAUAUAGUCAAUCUCAUUGAAAUUAUUGAUGAUCCAAAUACCGAUCGUUUCUACAUGGUCCUAGAAUAUGUUGAAGGAAAAUGGGUAUGUGAGGACUCAGGUCCACCAGGUGGUUUAGGAGAAAGCACAGCUAGAAGGUAUUUGCGGGACAUAGUUGCUGGUUUGAUAUAUCUUCAUGCCCAUAAUGUUAUUCAUGGGGACAUCAAACCAGAUAACCUUUUGGUAACGAAUACUGGCAAGGUGAAGAUCGGUGAUUUCAGCGUUAGCCAGGUGUUUGAGGAUGAAAAUGACGAGCUCCGGAGAUCACCUGGGACACCAGUCUUCACUGCACCUGAAUGCUGUCUAGGCUUAACUUAUCAUGGCAAGGCUGCAGAUACAUGGGCAGUGGGGGUUACUUUGCACUGUAUGGUUCUUGGUUGUUAUCCAUUUCUUGGGGAAACUCUCCAGGACACUUACGACAAGAUUGUGAAUUUCCCGCUAACAAUGCCGCAAGACAUGGACCAAGACCUAAAAGACUUGCUUGAAAGGCUACUGUGCAAAGAUCCUAGAUUGAGGAUUACGUUGAAAGAGAUAGCUGAGCAUCCGUGGGUUGUUAGAGAAGACGGUCCUAUUCCUGGCUACACUUGUAGGUGCAAGCGGAUGUGCGCAGUGGCCAAAUGUGUCUCUACGGCUGAAGAUUCUACUUAGUUGUGACCAAAUGCUUUGUAUGUCUUAUGUACAAUUUGGUAUGUGGUCGGACACUAUGCGUAUAAGACCCGGAACAGAAAAUGAUGAAUUAUUAACAUGCUGUUUUCCCAA
Nymphaea colorata (pocket water lily) is the source of this 2455-nucleotide messenger RNA. RefSeq names its product serine/threonine-protein kinase GRIK1-like. The record is from RefSeq and is a predicted model, not a curated record. Gene Ontology annotation, molecular function: ATP binding; protein serine/threonine kinase activity. NCBI's taxonomy places the organism in Eukaryota, Viridiplantae, Streptophyta, Magnoliopsida, Nymphaeales, Nymphaeaceae. The coding region runs from base 1091 to 2344 and encodes 417 amino acids. Gene Ontology annotation, biological process: protein phosphorylation; intracellular signal transduction. Gene Ontology annotation, cellular component: cytoplasm. The transcript has 12 exons.